AUGGGAACAGGAUUCACAAUAUUCCCCCCUACCCCGGGAUACUUCCGAAGCCCUUAUGCUACACAGUCAAACUGUAGUCCCUCCCCAUCUAUCAUACUAGACGAUGAGCCCCACCCCGCAAGCCAACCUCGACCUAACAACAUACCUCUGCUCCAGGAAUCUGAAUGGGAGAAAGACAAGAUAUAUGACGAGGAUCCGGCAAGCUGUAUCCACUAUUUCAUAGAAUGGCGAGUCACUCUCAAUAACAAGGCCGUGGUAAAGGACACGGAAGAAGAUCUGGUAUUGGCCCCGAGCGCCUACUGGCGGUUGUUUCUAGAAGACAAGCUACAAACCGUCCUUCGAGAGAAGGUCUCCCGCAACAAGAGGGUCAGGGUCGAUGACACUGCGAUUGUCGUGUCGGUCAAUGACCGUUCCCAACGUGAUCUGACCAAGCGCUUCAACAAAACCGAUAUUGUUUGGGCUCCUAUCGAGAAACAGCUCCGGAUGUGGUCGAGUCAUUUUUGUCGUGGAAAGAGACUCACGCUGAGGGUUUGUUUCAACUACGUAGAGGAUUGUGCUUCUCCAUCCGCUGGACGGAAAGGGGAAAAGAGAGGUAAAUCUUCCGUCACACGGAGGAUGCUUGACGUCCGAGAUGUGCAGCUAGAUGCCGAAGAAAAUGCAUGCGGACAACAAGCAAUUUGGCGGCGCGUUUAUGACUUGAUGAAAUGUGAUUCAGCUGCAUGCCACUUGGGCCCCUACUGCUGGCUAGAUCCAAGGGGUAAGAAGCAUUAUCGACUCCGAACGCAAACUCUCAGGCGUCUGGUUACCUAUGUCGAGAAAGGUGGUGUCCUGGAGACGCACAAAGACGUUCCAGAUGAAAUCCGGCAUGAGCUCUACAUGGAGGAUCAGCAGAAGCAAGAGAAAGAAAAGCGCAAAGGCGGUAACAUUCUCGGCGGUGAAACGCCGUAUCCGCCUAUCAACAUCAAUGUUCACCCGUCACACUCUCCUGGAUUGGCCACAACGGCUCCGGCUGUUGAUUCAGCGGGGCUGAAAGAUGUGGUUUCAUUCAAGAUUCCCGGGUUCAAAGACGUAGCUGUCAAAGAAUACGGUGAGUGGCUUGCAUCAAAUGUAUCCAAUGAUACUCUCAAGGCUGGAUUCCGACAAGCGUGCGAUAUAACGCUGUCAGAUGGCUUUGAACUUGAGCACAUCUACAGGGAUCAAAAUCCAGAAUUCUUCGUCAGCAAGGGAAUCAAGCCCGGCAUUGCCCGAAGUUUCGUAGAGAAUAUUCGUGACUGGGCUGAGAACGUGAAGAAAGGAAUACCCGUUAUUGAAAUGGUAUAG
Molecule: messenger RNA, 1320 nt
Organism: Penicillium bovifimosum
Lineage: Eukaryota; Fungi; Ascomycota; Eurotiomycetes; Eurotiales; Aspergillaceae
Exons: 1
Coding region: 1-1320 (439 amino acids)
Source: RefSeq, a predicted model, not a curated record